Molecule: messenger RNA, 1906 nt
Organism: Fukomys damarensis (Damara mole-rat)
Lineage: Eukaryota; Metazoa; Chordata; Mammalia; Rodentia; Bathyergidae
Gene: Hs6st2
Product: heparan sulfate 6-O-sulfotransferase 2
Exons: 4
Coding region: 38-1549 (503 amino acids)
Cellular component (GO): membrane
Molecular function (GO): heparan sulfate 6-sulfotransferase activity
Source: RefSeq, a predicted model, not a curated record
GACGUAACGAGCUUGGGUUUCCCCCAGCGUCGGGAACAUGGAUGAGAAAUCCAACAAGCUGCUGCUGGCUUUGGUGAUGUUCUUCCUCUUUGCCGUGAUCGUCCUCCAAUACGUGUGCCCCGGGACAGAAUGCCAGCUCCUCCGCCUGAAGGCGUUCAGCUCCCCGGUGCCGGACCCGUACCGCUCGGAGGACGAGAGCUCCUCCAGGUUCGUGCCCCGCUACAAUUUCAGCCGCGGCGACCUCUUGCGCAAGGUAGACUUCGACAUCAAGGGCGAUGACCUGAUCGUGUUCCUGCACAUCCAGAAGACCGGGGGCACCACUUUCGGUCGGCACCUGGUGCGCAACAUCCAGCUGGAGCAGCCGUGCGAGUGCCGCGUGGGUCAGAAGAAAUGCACUUGCCACCGGCCGGGUAAGCGGGAGACCUGGCUCUUCUCCAGGUUCUCCACGGGCUGGAGCUGCGGGCUGCACGCCGACUGGACCGAGCUCACCAGCUGCGUACCCGCGGUGGUGGACGGAAAGCGCGACGCCAGGCUGAGACCGUCCAGGUGGAGGAUUUUUCAGAUUCUAGAUGCAGCAAGUAAGGAUAAACGGCAUUCUCCAAACACUAACCCCGGCGCCAACUCUCCAUCCACAAAGGUCCGGAGCACAUCUAAGAGUGGGAAGAAUUUCCACUACAUCACCAUCCUCCGAGACCCAGUGUCCCGGUACUUGAGUGAGUGGAGGCAUGUCCAGAGAGGGGCGACCUGGAAAGCAUCCCUGCAUGUCUGUGACGGAAGGCCCCCAACCUCCGAGGAGCUGCCUAGCUGCUAUCCUGGCGAUGACUGGUCUGGCUGCCCCCUGAAAGAGUUCAUGGACUGUCCCUAUAACCUGGCCAACAACCGCCAGGUGCGCAUGCUCUCCGACCUGACCCUAGUAGGCUGCUACAACCUCUCUGUCAUGCCUGAAAAGCAGCGAAACAAGGUCCUUCUGGAAAGCGCCAAGUCAAACCUGAAGCAUAUGGCUUUCUUUGGCCUCACUGAGUUUCAGCGGAAGACCCAAUAUCUGUUUGAGAAGACCUUCAACAUGAACUUUAUCUCGCCGUUUACCCAAUACAAUACCACUAGAGCCUCUAGUGUAGAGAUCAAUGAGGAAGUCCAAAAACGUAUUGAGAGAUUGAAUUUUCUGGAUAUGGAGCUGUACACCUAUGCAAAAGAUCUCUUUUUGCAAAGGUAUCAGUUUAUGAGGCAGAAAGAGCAUCAGGAGGCCAGGAGGAAGCGUCAGGAGCAGCGCAAAUUUCUGAAGGGAAGGUUCCUUCAGACCCAUUUCCAGGGCCAGAGCCGAGGUCAGAGUCAGAAUCCGACUCAGAAUCAGAGUCAGAACCCAAAUUUCAAUGCAAAUCAGAAUCUGACUCAGAAUCUGAUUCCAAAUCUGACUCAGAACUCGAGUCAGGAUUUGAGCCACAAGGGGAACCGGUCCAACCAGAAACGGAACCCAGGCCAGGAGCAGAAUGAUAGCAACAGCAGCAAUGGCACCAAUGACUACAUAGGCAGCGUAGAGAAAUGGCGUUAAGUGGCUGAGAAGCUUGUGCUCACUUCUCCCAAAGCGCCACCCAAAACAAGGCAUAUCUUAGAUAAAAGCGUCCCAACACAUCCUGCUUCCUUCAGUUUGGAAGUUUAAAAAAGUUUAGAUGUUGCCUUUACAGUUGCCUUUCAGUGAAAUGUUACACUGUGCGUGGGUGAAACAAAUCUCAAUAUGUAAUUAAAUUGUCUUUUUCUUUUUUUUGGUUGGACUAUUUAUGAAAUCCAAAAGCCAAACCAGACUCAAAUUGCUGUUUAGAUAUUUUAAGAAGUUCUUAAAUUAGGAAUGGAGACAAAAUGAAAAUAUAGAAUGUGACCAUUUAGCUUAUGGCUGAGAGAUGUGGACUUU